ACGAAAAAAAGCGUUCAACUCCUUUCCCUGUGUUUCGGUUUCGGCUCGUGGAUCGCGAUCGCCGGUCUUUGGCUCGAAAUACCGGUUCUCAUCCAACGACUGCCCGAGAAAUGGACGCUCGCCUCCGACAUGAACAUGGUCAUCCAGUUGGCCAACGUCGGACCCGUUCUCUACUUCUUUCUCCGCAAAUACAAACUCUGCGACGAAACCAUUGCCUCCCACGCGCUGCUCUUCGUCGGCCUCGUGUCGUGUCUGCUGCUGAUCACGUGUUGGGACAAAACGCUCGUCGUGUUCGGCAGAGAGCGCUCUGUCGUGCUGUUUGCGGCCACUUUCGGCCUCGCGCUCCUCGACUGCACCUCUUCGCUCACUUUCCUCCCAUUUAUGGCCAGAUUUGAGACCAAAUAUUUGACGCCAUUCCUCAUCGGCGAAGGCUUAAGCGGUUUCAUUCCCACGCUUUUCGCUUUGCUUCAAGGCGUCGAACAAAACGAAUGCGAAAACGCAAUGAAUUCGGAAUCGAAUCUAAGAUUUUCGGCGAAAUUCUUCUUUUCCUCUCUUCUCUUGACUUUAAUUAUUUCCUGGAUUUCUCUCGUUUUGCUUCAAUCUCUGCCCGACUGUCGUCACGAGACGCGACGCCAAACACCACAAGACGUGGACAACAAAAACACAAUCGGAAACCGGAAAUACAAGUACUUGUUGUCUGUCAUCGGUUUCUCCUGUUUCUCCACCUUUGGUGUCAUGCCUUCCAUUCAACCCUUCUCCGCGCUUCCGUUCGGCAACUCUUGUCUCCAUUUUGUGGUCAUUUUUUCGGCCCUUUGUUUUCCUUUCGGAUGUUUUUUGGCAAUGAUUUACCAAAAGAGAAAAAGCGUUUGUUUUGUCAAUUAUUUAACACUUUUCGCGCAUUUAAUCGCAGUUUAUAUCAUAAUAACCGCUAUUUUGAGUCCAAAUCCACCUCUCAUUCAAUUCCCGACUUUUGGCUCCAUUUUUACGACAAUUUGUUGGAUUUUUUUCACAACAAUCGUCUCUUAUGUGAAAACAAUUAUAACUCUAAUAAUAAGCGAUUCGAAGGGAAACGAAGGACUUUUUUGGAUCGGCUUUCAAACCCAGUUUGGAUCUCUUUUUGGCGCUCUUUUCAUGUUUCUAAUUAUUAAUCACUCAAACGUUUUC
Molecule: messenger RNA, 1164 nt
Organism: Medioppia subpectinata
Lineage: Eukaryota; Metazoa; Arthropoda; Arachnida; Sarcoptiformes; Oppiidae
Source: the annotation of a GenBank genome assembly